Molecule: messenger RNA, 1326 nt
Organism: Pisolithus orientalis
Lineage: Eukaryota; Fungi; Basidiomycota; Agaricomycetes; Boletales; Pisolithaceae
Exons: 4
Coding region: 338-1027 (229 amino acids)
Molecular function (GO): GTP binding
Source: RefSeq, a predicted model, not a curated record
UGCAAAUCCCCCACGGCGUAGCGCCAGCACUGUCGUCACUGCAUAGCAAGGAUUCCUAUCAGUUAUCUCGAUGAUCGCAUACUUAGCCAGCUCGCCCCAGUACAGCAGAUACUUAACCGAGCUUGUACGUUGCACAGAACGCCCGCAUAGUUCCAAUUCCACUUCCCCCACAGCAACCGUCUUACGUGCAAAUAUUAUUCAGACAUGCCAGCGAACCGCAAAAGCAGUCAGUCAUCUGUCCCCCGCCCUUCACCCUAUCCACAUACCCUUCGCGAACAAAUGUCGUCAGUGAGCACACUGCGUGCACUAGUACCGACAUCCGCAAUUAGGCCCGACGAUGCCGUUAUCCUGUGUGUGCCGUUUCACUACAUUAACUCCAUCUGGCUUCUACAACUCCCGUUGUGAUAGCGUCAUAGGGAAAACAGGUUCCGGAAUGAGCAAUUUCAUCAACAAACUUACUGGGAUGCAACCAGAGGAUGGAGCGGGUGAACUCUUCUCCCGUACGACAGGCAUCUAUGCAUACGAAAGCUAUCGUAAUGGGCAGCGGUUCAUCUUCGUGGAUACGCCAGGAUUCAAUAACCAGAAGAUACCGCAAAGUGAAGUGUUCGAAGCAAUAACUAGAUGGCUGAAGGAGACGCACCAGCACUCUAUUAAGCUUACGGGUGUGAUAUACACCCAUAGUGUAAUGGACGACCGCUUGUCCGCCACCGAUAUGCAAAGUUUCCAGUUAAUUACUCGCUUGUGCGGAAACGAAGCAGCUGAUCGCGUUCGGCUGGUUACGACUAUGUGCGACCAAGUGGAAAAGUCGAUGGCUGAGGAGAUGCAGAAGAAACUCGUGAGCGGACAGUGGCGGUCACUCAUCAAAGCAGGGGCCCGUCCUGAGAGGUUCAACAAUACCUCGGAAGCCGCCUGGAGUAUCGUACAAGGUUUGGGAAACACGAAGAAGACUCUUCCAAUUCAAAAGGAACCGGUUACUAUCUGCGGCCGUCUGAAACGGUGGCUCGGACACUCCCGAGUCGAGGGCUAGGAAAUAUGCGGAUUGGAACAAGUUAGGGAAAGCCGGAUCUGACUCGAAGAAUCACUGUGAUCUUGGACACUAUCGGCAUGUUCGAUAUUUACUGUUAACAUCAUCCCCCUUCCACUGGCUGGACUGUGCGCCUGGUCGUCACGAAAGUAUAUUAUCGACCUGGUAGAUUCCAUUACGUAUGUUAUGGCUCGCUUUUAUUGUCCUAGGGUUUUGGAUGCACACGUAUAUAAGGUUCGAAUGCAUAUAUACCCACCAUGGCUAGAGGCCAGAAUGGACUUAACGAUAUUAUUACGGCCCAG